Molecule: messenger RNA, 4688 nt
Organism: Spodoptera litura
Lineage: Eukaryota; Metazoa; Arthropoda; Insecta; Lepidoptera; Noctuidae
Biological process (GO): transcription initiation at RNA polymerase III promoter; 5S class rRNA transcription by RNA polymerase III
Cellular component (GO): transcription factor TFIIIC complex
Molecular function (GO): DNA binding
Source: RefSeq, a predicted model, not a curated record
CUAUUUCACGAAAGCCAUGUGUGAAUUGUUUACUUUUAUUAUUUAAAAUUACUCUGAAAAUAUGGAAAAGAGCGUAGUGAAAUGCUUUGCGGUUAAUUAUAAGCCUAUAAUAAUAGAUGAGAUCGCGUUAGAAGGCUUAGAAGGUAUAGGAGUUGAUUUAUUAUGGAGACGAGUACAAAAACGUAUUUCUUCAGAAUUAACGGAGAAAAUGAAAGUUCGUUACUGGAAUUUUAUUGUAAAUAGUGGUAAAGUGUCUUUCUACCAAUUGCCUGAACCUCUGCCUUACCUGGAACUACUAGAUAGAUUCGAAAUUAUUAACGAAGCUACCGGCCACUUGAGAGAACCUGAUGUACCAAUAGACGGUCCCUAUGAAUACAAGCCAAUAGAAGGUGAGUAUGGGUCCUGUAGAUACUAUGAAACACGGACAUUAAUACCCAUAGAGAACCUAAAGACAAAGACUUAUGAAGCUGUAAUGUUGGAAUAUGGAGACACGCUGAUAAUUGUUGCGAAUAAAGAAGAGAGAUGGUAUGCACUAGCCCCACACCAGCCAAUAAGUAAUAUCGCUCAGUUAAGUAGUAUACAUUACUGUAUGUUGGAGCUGAUUGGGCGAUCUAGGGAUAAUGGUCAAUCAACAAUAGGCCGAACCAAUUUAAAUAAAAUCAUAAAAGAUCCUAAAACUCUGUUCUAUAAUAGGAAAUAUUUAGGAAAUCAGGACUUGAUCAAGACAAAUAUUGUCACUGAAUCAAUAGCAGGGAAAGGAUUUAAGGCUCUGUUGGUUCGAUUGAAGAGGUUCAGCCAACCAAGUAUAUUGACUAUGCCCAAAGUAGGCAUACUACACAAUGUAGUACAAUAUCUUUUACAACAACCAGAUUUCAGCGAAAAAACCGAAGUUAUAGUCAAAAAGGGUCUCAUAUCCCAGAAACAGAACAAGAGACUGCAGAAAACUGUUAAUAUUUUCAAGUUUGAAGAAAGAACUAUAGAACCAGAUGAAACAAACAAAUUAAAGACAAGUAUCAAAAGAAAGUUUAUUUACCUUUCAUCUCGUAAUGAUGAGUCUUCAGAAUCCGAAGAAGAGUCACAGGGACCUCCGAUGAAGUGUCAGUACAAAAUUGGUGUGAGCCUUUUAAGACAGGCAUAUGAAAGAUUCCUCGAUGCAGGUCUUGAAGGUCUUACGCAGGUCCAAUUAGGCCAGCAGCUUGGUGUGGAGUUCUACACCAGUCGAGGCAUCUGUAGGAUGUUCAAAUCCAAGAAUAUUGUUCGAGAAUAUCUCGAAGAUAAGGGAAAGCAGAGAACUGCUAGAUUUAUUGCUAGAGCUGCCACUGGAGAAAUGGAUGUUCGAUAUUCAGAGGAGAAACAGAAAUUCCUGGAAUAUUUGAAAGAAUCACAAGUACCAAAAGAAGAUGUCGAGCCUUCUGAAGAUGAAGUACCAGCUAAGAAAAUUAAACUGGAAGAUAAACCUUCUACUAGCAGUACUGAUGUAACAGGCCAAAAUUCUGACGAAGAUAUCAUGGCCGACGUAGAUAUGACCCCAGAAAAAGUAAUCACAGAAGUAAAGGUCCUCGAUGGCUUUGAAAACACCAAAACCCUCGGAAGCUUCACAAAGAACCCAACCUUGAGACAAUUGACUUUUGCAAAUGGUGUGUUCAAAGUCCUCAAGAAGAAACAAUGUGUCAGUGGCUAUAUAACACUCAGCAACCUCACUUCCAAAGAAAUUAACGAGCCCCCUAUGGACACAAAAGCCCUUAAAUCAUUUGUACAGAAACUGGUAACCGACGGACAUAUCAAAAUUUAUAAAAUUAAGUGGCCUGGCAUUCAAAAGUAUUCGGUCUUAAUUUGCGCUGCUCACGUCAAAGCUACAGAUCCCAUAAUAAAAGCCAAGUACAAAGAGAUUUGUAUGAGGGCAGUGACUAACAAAAAGGUGUCACUCAAAAAAGAAAUCGCAGAAAACGCUUCUCCUUCUAUAACACAAUUUGCACACCCACGAUACAUGAAAAUACAGAAGCUUCAUGAAUUUCUAACUAAAUUGGCAUAUUUUGAGCAUGUCAAACCAGAAUCGCAUUCAUUACCUGCAGGCUUCGUCAGCAUAGUUGAUUUCAUACAGGAAGUUACAAUAGGGUUCGCUAUCCAAAACAUGGCCAGUGCUAUAGAAACGAACCCGCUGGUCAACCAGAACCAGCUGGAUAUCAAAAUGAAAGAUGCUCCGCCACAUAUUUACAAAGCUCUGAUGAGAUCUUGCACAUUGCAAAAUGCAAUAAGACUCAAUUUAAAAGUACUUGCAAUGCUGGGCCUUAUACAACUGGUUCGCCCGUCUAAUCAGACGACCAAUAACAUGGGCGCUAUAACAUACACAAGUUUCCUUUUCUAUGUAAAUCGUAACGCCAAAAUAAUAGACACGACUGGCAUUUGGCCCAGGGUAACAGAUGAGAAGAUCAAAGAAAAAUCAUAUUAUUUUGAAACAUUUGAAGAUGUGUCUAAGUAUUGGCUUGAUGUUUUUCAAAUAAGUGUUAAUACGAUUAUAGAGUUAGAAAAACGCAGCAGGAAACAACUUCAGCCGCCGCAGCGGUAUGAGGACGAGGUGUUUGCGCACGAUAACGGUGCCCGUUAUGGUGACGGCAAUGGACCAUGUGGAUUCGACUCCUGCUUCUACAUGGAAAUGCCUCGACUCUGGCAAACGUACUACGUGCGACCCAUACAGUCUCAUAGCUCACCGAAAAAGGGGAAAAUUCAAAUAAAAAUCCCCAAACUAAAGACAAAGAAUAAAACAAAACGUGAAACUAAAAUUAAAACUACUUCAAAAAUAGUGGCCGAGAGACUAGCAAACGAAAAAUUAACUCGUAAACGAAGUGACACUACAAUAAAAUGGUCGAAAUCUGAGGAUUUGAUAAUAACUAUAUGUAAAGCUGCUAUAACAAUACUGAGUCCUAGUUCACAACCCGGCACUUUGAUUGUAAGAAACAUAGUUGCCAAAGAUAUUCUCUCUAUAAAGGACCCGAAAAAGACUAAAAGCGUAUGCCAUAGUAGGGCUUCAACUCUAGAAAGUAACUUAACACUCAUUCAUGAGAAGCACUGCAUUAUUAAUGAACUUAAAAGAAGACGGAAUCUAUUACAAAAAUAUGAAGGAUUGUUAAAGAAACUAAGACUGCGAUACUCAACGAACAUGACAAAGUUUAUAAACAAGGCGCGCCUACCGAUGAUGGAAUUAGUUUGGGUUAUAUUACAGGUGAUGCAGUCUAAAUCAUACAUACAAAAAGUGCCAUGUGUAGCAUCGAACUUAGCAGAUUUCUACGAACAUUUCACGAUCAUAACAUCUACUGCCAAUAAAUUAUGUAACAUGUUCAAAGUGCCUGAACAUGUCACUUUGAAAGAGGCUGUAGUACUCACAAUAAUGCAAACAAUAGACUCAGAAAUCAGUACAGAAUUGGGUAAAAAGAUAUAUAAAACGUUUGAGGAAUACCCUGAGGCUGCUGUAAGGUCUGCUGUAGAACAGCUACGUAAGUGCGGCGCCAUCGCGGCUAAAGAGAAAAUAUUUAACAAUCAAAUGCGCAAGCUUGAUUUAGAAGACAUUUGUCAGUCCUCAUAUAAGAUAUCCGCGUUCUAUCAACGUAAAUGGGUGAGCCGAUUGAACUCAGAAUUUAUAGAUAAUUUGAGUACUUUGUUGGAUGUAGAGCAAACGGAGAGUGAUGUUAAAGGGUCGGCUGAAUUAAAUUGUUUGUACUGUGAGAUGAAUGCGUACGACAUUAUAGACAUAGUGUCGACCAGUGCGCCUCUCAUCACAGACGCUUCAGGGGCACCCAUUAUGCCUGAAGAAAUAAACGUACUAGUCAUCGACUCUAAGUACCGAUUGAAAACGGGAACCUUAAGAUGGAAAAACAAAUCAAAUUUGGCUAAAAUUUCUGAACUGUUUAAUCAUAUGGAUCUUAACCAUAGCUUGAAGUAUUUAUCCAGUUACACCACAGUGGAUUCUAAGGAAAUUAAACAAAAUGUUGAUAAAAGUGAUCCAAUACUAAAGCGUUUGGAUGAAGUAGGUGAAAAAGGAGCAUCAUUUGCUGAGCUACAGAAACUCUCCGGAAUGGGUGAGAAGGAGUUGAUCGAAAAAUUGCAACAAAUGGAAAGCAAAAAAAUGUUGAAACGGGUUGGCUUCUAUGAAAAUCUUUUAGUGCUAACCAAAUAUUUAGCACCAUGGACGAUAAAAGUAGGAGAGAAACACAUAAUAAUAACUCCUUGGCUAACUUUAACGGGUAAAGCAAGGCCGGAUAUAUUUUUCAAGUGGUGCAGUGUUGUUAUGAAUUUAAUAUUCGAAAGACCUGGCUGCUCAGUAUCCUAUUUAGCUGAUAAAUGCGAGUAUUUAACGUACCGAUCAGCACAAGAUGUUUGCAUGUUCUUAGAAAAAUAUGAAUGUAUAAAACUAGCCAUGGUAAAUCUCCAACCAGUGGAUUUAUUUUCGGAUGAAACUUACGAUCCUGAAAUGGAAGAGUUCAAUCCCUAUGGAGCACCCGAGAAAAUGAUAGCACAUCCUAUCAAAAAUUGUCUAACAAAAUAUUGUUAUAUUAAGAAAAAAGUAUUAGAUUUGGAAUCAAACGACGCUCUAUUGGAUAAGUUGUUUAAAUGUUAACUCUCGUAAAAUAUAUAUUCAGUGUAACUAAUAUUUAUUCAAAAUAAAGACAAUUAUUACCUAAGUCUGCAUUAUA